Paramuricea clavata is the source of this 3968-nucleotide messenger RNA. The record is from the annotation of a GenBank genome assembly. NCBI's taxonomy places the organism in Eukaryota, Metazoa, Cnidaria, Anthozoa, Malacalcyonacea, Plexauridae.
AUGAACGCCGACCAGUUUACAAAACCGGCAAAGCUCGAAUUCGAAGGCAACGUCGCCGAGAACUACAGACGAUUUCGCCAACAGUUUGAAAUAUACAUGUCUGCUACAGGAUUCGACGCGACAAACGUCCCGAAAAAGAAACAAGCCGCAAUCCUGUUGAACAUAGCUGGCGAAGAAGCUAUAGAAGUAUUCAAUACAUUUACAUUCGCAGAAGAUGAAGAUAAAGACGACCCUGAAGAUAUACUGGCGAAAUUUCAGAAUUACUGUGAGCCAAAGAAGAACAUUACUUAUGAAAGACAUAUAUUCAAUACGCGAGUGCAACAACAAACUCAAUCGUUCGAUGCGUAUUUAACAGAGCUACGUGUCCAAGCUAAGAAAUGUACUUAUGGUACGCUUCAAGACGAACUAAUUCGCGACAGAUUAGUUGUAGGAAUACGAGACGACAAAGUACGAAGUAGGCUACUUCGAGAGCCAGAACUGACUCUACAAAAAUGCAUUGACAUUGCACACGCCGCGGAAAUCUCACAGAAACAAAUGCAAGAAAUCAAAGAUGAAACGAACACAGUUCAUGAUGUAAGACCAACAUAUAGAACACUUACCGACAAAGAUCGCCCGAGAUAUGAGUCGCGGGGAAAGUCGCAAGAACGAAGAAAAUCAAAGUCAACUCGAAUGCCCGAUUGCAAAUACUGUGGUACACAACAUGCUUUCCGCAAAGAAGUAUGCCCAGCGUACGGAAAAAUAUGUUCAUCUUGUGGCAAGGGCAAUCAUUUUGCAAGAGUUUGCCAAUCAUCUAGAAGAGUUCAUGCAGCUAAUAUUGCCAGUAAUCCUGACUCAAGCGACGACGAUUUUUUUAUAGGAACAAUUAAAACGCAACAACAAACAGAAAUUGUACACGCCGUGGGCGUUGAUGAAUGGAUUUCAGAACUGGAAAUCAAUGGGCAAGCAGUCAAAGUCAAAUUAGACACAGGAGCAAAAUGCAACGUAAUACCAAAAUCGAUAUUCAAUCAGAUACGAUCCAACGACACAUUGCAGAAAUCAAACACAAAAAUAGUAUCAUAUGGAGGGCACAAGAUGGAUGUAUGUGGUCACACAACACUCUUGUGUGAAUACAAAGAAAAGAUGUACGUUUUGCGAUUUUAUGUCAUUGAUAGUGAUGAAUGCCCCAUACUUGGAUUGAAAGCUUGUCAAGAAUUGAAUCUCAUCCAACGAGUGAAUGAAAUGAAACUAACCACAACUGAAUCCAUAAUGCAAGAGUAUGCAGAUGUGUUUGAUAAUAAGACACUUGGAUGCCUGCCAGUACAGCAUACAAUCAACCUUAAAGAGGACGCUAAACCAGUAAUCCAUGCACCGAGGAAAAUUCCUGUCGCUAUACGCAGUAAAGUCAAAGAGGAACUAGAUCGCAUGCAACAUCUAGGAGUUAUUGAACCUGUCGAAGAGCCAACAGAUUGGGUGUCAUCUAUGGUUACGAUCACAAAGCCAAACAAGACACGAAUUUGUUUAGACCCAAGAGAUUUGAACAAUUCAAUCAAGCGAGAGCACUAUCCGAUGCCCACGAUAGAAGAGAUUGUAUCAAGAUUACCACAAGCAACUGUUUUUUCCACACUUGAUGCAACCUGUGGCUACUGGCAAAUACCUGUCGAUGAGAAAUCGUCUAAGUUACUUACAUUCAACACCCCAUACGGCCGUUUUCGUUUUCGUCGUUUACCCUUUGGAAUAUCAUCAGCAUCUGAAGUCUUUCAAAGGACGAUGAAUCAACUGUUUGGAGACAUAGAGGGAUGCGAGAUCAUUGUGGAUGAUAUCCUGAUCUGGGGUAAAGAUGAAGUUGAACAUGACGAACGCCUACUAAAAGUGCUAGAAAGAGCGAGAAAUAUAGGUCUGCGCCUUAAAGAAGAGAAAUGCAAGUUCAAAGUACCAAAGCUUAAAUACAUUGGCCAUACCCUAACUGCCGAUGGACUGAAGCCAGAUCCUGAAAAAAUCGAAGCAGUUAAGAAGAUGCCAGCACCUCAGAGCAAGAAAGAACUUCGUCGGUUCCUCGGAAUGGUUAACUAUUUGGCUAAAUUUAUUCCUGACCUAGCGCAGAAUACAAGCGUCAUAAGAGAUCUACUUAAAGAGAGAAACGAAUGGACAUGGCAACCUGAACACCAGAAAUGUUUUGAUGACCUGAAGACAGCAUGUUCAAGUCAACCAACACUAGUCUACUAUGACGUCAACAAACCCGUAAAGAUAUCAUGCGAUAGCAGCCAAUAUGGACUUGGUGCCGUGUGUUUGCAAGAUGAAAAGCCAGUGGCGUACGCCUCACGCACUCUCAACGACACCGAAAAACGAUACGCACAAAUAGAAAAAGAGUUGUUGGCAAUAGUGUACGCCUGUGAGCGUUUUCACCAAUACGUUUACGGACGAACAGUACAGAUCGAAAGUGACCACAAACCACUGGAGUCAAUAUUCCAGAAACCGCUUUACCAAAGCCCACUUCGGUUACAGCGCAUGCUUCUUAAGCUCCAAAGAUACGACCUGAAAGUGACUUACAAGAAAGGAACUCAGCUCCACAUCGCAGAUACCCUCAGUCGGGCGUGUCUCAACAACACAGAUCAAGAAACUGAAUUUGAAGACCUAACGGUUCAUGCAACCAUCCCAUUCUCCGCAGAGAAGAGUGAACAACUCAAGGCGGCAACACUCGCUGACCCAACACUAACAGCACUACGCAAAAUAAUCCUGGAAGGUUGGCCAAAAGAAAAAAGAGCAGUAGAUCCAAGCAUAAAGCAUUACUGGGACUUCUCUGAAACACUUUCUAUCUACGACGACAUAAUAUUCAAAGGAGAGAAAGUUGUAAUCCCUGCUUCGAUGAUUAACACGAUUCUCAAUUCGGUACACUCAGGACAUCGAGGUGCAGAGGCAUGUAAACGGCGCGCACGAGAAGCAGUUUAUUGGCCAACCAUGACGAAAGACAUACAAGAUCAUGUGGAGAAAUGCAAGCCAUGCAAUGAAGCAAAACCCCAACACCAAAAAGAACCACUCCUCGUACAAAGUCCACCGACACGACCAUGGCAGCAUAUUGCUACAGACCUUUUCGAAUUAGACAAGCAAAUAUACUUACAGCUGAUGCAUACUCCGGCUGGUUCGAAAUAGAUCACCUCCAAGACAUCAAAGCCACGACAAUCAUUAAGAAGAUCAAGAUGCACAUCAGCCGUUAUGGAAUCCCAGACAAGUUAAUGAGUGAUAAUGGUCCACAAUAUGAUAACCACCACUUCAAGAAAUUCAUUGCUGAAUAUGGAAUUGAGCAUAAAACGAGUUCCCCAAGAUAUCCCCAAAGCAACGGGUAUGCAGAAAGAGCGGUUCAAACAGCAAAGAAAAUUCUCAGCACAGCAAAGAAAAACAAUGAAGAUCCUUACCUUGCAUUGCUUGGUCAUCGCAAUACACCACGUGAUAACAUUUUAGGCAGUCCCGCCCAACGACUGAUGGCCAGACGAACGAAAACGUUACUCCCAAUAAGUGAUACAUUGCUCAAACCAUCUGUCAUCGAGCCCAGUGAAGUUACGAAACGCUUAUCACAUUAUCGACAGCAAAGCAAAAAGUACUAUGACCGCACAGCUAAACCUCUUCCAAAGUUGCAAAAGGGAGAUGUGGUGCGGGUCACAGACAUCAAAGGGAAAUACAUGAAAAAAGGAACUGUAAUAAACGAGACAAGUUAUCCAAGGUCCUACAUGGUAAAUAUAAAUGGACGAAACUAUCGAAGAAAUCGUCGCCAUCUUCUGAAAGUGAAAGAAGAACCAGAUAGUGAGCAUGAAUACGACACAAUCGUAGAACCGAUCAAUCAGCAAGAAACCAUCGUAGAACAAACCAAUUGGCAAGAAACAAUCGUGAAACCAAGUCAAGUUACAGAUCACCAAGAUGACCACGAGAGACAACAUGGUUUACCAAGAUCUCGUUUUGGAAGAGUUAUCAAACCACCUGAUCGCUUGAACCUUUGA